AUGAAACGUGGGUUGUUUAUUUCAGGACUUAAAUCUCGCAUUUGCCGUUUGGUUUUACCUCAAAGGCCAGGUGAUUGGCAUGAAGCGUUAGCUCUAGCUAAAGUUUUUGAAGACCAGCUUAGUGAUGAAAAAUCCAUACGCCCUUGGACGGCUAAACCCCCUUUUUCUACAUCCCAUAAUUCCCAAUUUCCUUCAUCGUCCCAUACAAAACCCUUUCAACCUUUAGCCCUCCCAAACCCCAACUCCACAAAACCCAUCCCAGUUAUCCCCAUUCGUCGUUUAAGUCAAGCAGAGAUGCAAGUGAAAAGAGAUAAGGGUCUAUGUUUCAAUUGUGAUGAGAAAUUUGUUUAUGGCCACAAAUGCAAGGCACGCGCUUCAUUAUUGUAUUUAGAAGGACUUGAGGAGGAUGAACCCCCUGAUACUGGUGAUCCAAUUCCUGAAACAAAUGCACACAUAGAAGAGAUUGAGGAGAUUCCAGAAAUCAGUUUUAAUGCUUUAUUUGGCACUUAUUCCUCAAAGUCAUUCAGGUUUGUUGGGCACUGUGAUGGGCUAGUGGGGAACGGUGACUCACUUACUUAUUCAACCAUGUGUCAAUCGGUUCCUUUAGACAUUCAAGGUCACCGAUUCUAUGUGGACUUAUUUGUCUUGGAAUUACAAGGGGCAGAUAUGGUAUUAGGUGUCCAAUGGCUAUCAACUUUGGGACCUAUUGUGACUGAUUACCAAAAGCUGACAAUGGACUUUGAAUUUCAAGGGGUACACGUCAUUCUUCAAGGAGAGCAACAGAUUGCAGCAAGCUUGAUUACUUCCUCUCAAUUGCACAAAUUAGUGGCUCAGAAGUCUCUAGAGUCUUGUAUUAUGUGCUUGUCUGCUGUGGCUGCACCACCAACUUCUGCCUCACUGAAACAGAAUGACAGCAACGGUGUAGCACCGAAUCCUAGUAAGUUCAAAGCGAUCUUAGAGUGGCCCAUUCCAACCUCAGCUACUCAAGUCAGAGCCUUCCUGGGUCUCUCUGGCUACUAUUGCCGGUUCAUACGCCAUUAUGCUUCUAUUGCCGCCCCAUUGACUGACCUCUUGACAAAGGAAGGUUUUAGCUGGUCCUCAGCUGCUGAAGAGGCAUUCACUAAGCUUAAAAAGUCGCUAACAACAGCACCUAUUUUGGCUUUGCCAAAUUUCAAAGAACUGUUCGUGGUGGAAACAGAUGCUUACGGUAUCGGAGUAGGUGCGGUUUUGCUUCAAAAUAAUCAUCCUAUUGCUUUCUAUAGUAGGAAGUUGGCCCCCACUAUGCGCACUAAGUCUACGUAUAUUCGCGAAAUGUUCGGUAUUACAUCCGCAGUGGCUAAAUGGAGACAGUACCUAUUGGGGGUACCUUUUACCAUCCGGACAGAUCACAAGAGCUUGCACAACCUCAUGAAUCAAGUUGUUCAAACACCGGAGCAAUAG
Gastrolobium bilobum is the source of this 1440-nucleotide messenger RNA. RefSeq lists its product as uncharacterized. The record is from RefSeq and is a predicted model, not a curated record. The transcript is spliced from 3 exons. Lineage: Eukaryota; Viridiplantae; Streptophyta; Magnoliopsida; Fabales; Fabaceae. The coding region runs from base 1 to 1440 and encodes 479 amino acids.